Acaulospora colombiana is the source of this 1332-nucleotide messenger RNA. The record is from the annotation of a GenBank genome assembly. NCBI's taxonomy places the organism in Eukaryota, Fungi, Glomeromycota, Glomeromycetes, Diversisporales, Acaulosporaceae.
AUGUCUUCCGAAAACACCGUGCAAGAACAAAUAAAAUAUCUCAAGAGCCUUAAAGCAGUUCGUGAACGCGCAAAAAAAGUUUAUGAAAAAGCUGAGGCAAAUGCACUUAAUCACUUCAAAGUAGAUUUUUCAAAACUUGAAGUAGUGGUUUCCAAAGUAAUCUCGCUAAUUAAGCGUGACUAUAAACAAAUUAGUGACAUCCCGCCGCACGGUCGUUGGCGCCACUUUGAUGUCGGAGGGUGUGCACGAAUUCAGGCGCUUAUAGAAAGAUGGAAAGUGGGUUGCGAUACAUUGGAGAUAACGCGUCGACUUCUGGACCUGUUCGUAAUUUCGGUUCUAUUAGAUGCCGGUGCAGGAAAUGUAUGGACUUAUAAGGAACCAGAGACCGGUAAUAUUUACAGUAGAUCUGAAGGAUUGGCUAUAGCUUCGUUAGAUAUGUUCAAGUCGGGCGCAUUGUCGGCUUCAAGCUCUCAACCGCAUCAAGUUGAUGCGGAAAAACUCAUAAACAUUCGCGUAGAAGAUAUACGUUUGGCAUUUCAGGUCGACGAGAAUAACCCUUUGGAAGGUUUGGAGGGGCGCGCCGAGUUGCUUGGUCGCCUGGGUUAUGCCCUGAAAAGUCAUCCAGAAUUUUUUAAAAGUAAUGACAAUUCGGUGGGUAACAAGGUCGCUGUUCACUCUUAUAAGCAAUAUCAAUUAUUCUGUCAUUAUAUAGAUUACCUGUUGUUGAAUUCCACCAUCAACGAAACCGACACUUCUGUAAAAAUCGAUACACUGUGGACGAUUGUGAUUUAUGGACUUUCCGAAGUUUGGCCAUCGACUAGAACCUCACUGAAUGGCGUGUCACUUGGAGAUGUUUGGCCAUGUGAAGUACUCCGGUCUCCUGAAGACAACCCUGAUUCUACUGAUCAUUUAGUAGCAUUUCAUAAACUUUCUCAAUGGCUCACUUAUUCGCUAAUGGAGCCAAUGACUAAAAUUUCAGGAAUUUCUUUCGAAGGAGUUGAACAGAUGACCGGCUUACCUGAGUACCGAAAUGGAGGUCUAUUUGUCGAUACCGGUGUAUUGGCCGUGAAAGAAUCUGAUUUUGAACGUGGCAUAGAGUAUUACAAACGAAAUGCCACUGUUAAGUCGGGAGCAGAGAUUGUACCAAUGUUUGAGGUACAUGAUCCGUUAGUUGUUGAGUGGCGUGCCGUUACGGUUAUUUUGUUGGACGUGGUUGCAGAUAAGGUUAGAAACGCGCUUGGAUUAUCGAAAGAGCAAUUUUCCUUGGCACAAGUACUUGAGGCUGGAACCUGGAAGGUAUAUUGUGACAUCUUGGUUAAAUGUAAGGAUUGA